AUGUUGAUUGCAUCAUUUGGCUUGUGUCAGAAUAAAGCAAUCGAUGAAUCGAACCAAUUAGAAUCUGAAGACAUUGGAAACCGUUUUGUGCGGUAUAUCAAACAUCGUGAUCGCUUUUCAGAACAUCUACAGCAAGAUGCGAAGCAAACUCCACUCGUAAAAGAUGAAAAAGAUUGUAAUAAAGCAGCAAAUGAAGGUGGCACAAUGUUCAAACAUUUCGACUGGUUUAAAAACUUUUUACAUCGUCAACACGAAAACAAUGAUAAAGUGGCAUUGCGCAAGGUCGAAAAAGAAAAGGAAAAGUACAAUGAGGAGGUAGAAGAAGAUGACGAUCGUGAAAACAUUGAUUACGUUAACGAUUCGGAAGACGAUGAAAGUAAAUUUGAUGAGCGUGAAGAUUCAGAUUUUGAAGAAGGUUCAAAAGUUGUUCGAAGUGUUGAUAGUUCAUAUCUUGAUCCGAGAUCAACAGAAACUUGUGAAGAGGGAACUGAUUGUAAUAACAAAAAUAAUGGACGUAGUUACAGUUUUAUGGAUUCAAGUGCUGGAAACAGUAAGAAAACAUCAAACAUUGCUUUGAAAGCUGCUCAAGAAGCAAAGGCAGCUGAAGAUGCUCAGGAGACUGCAGGAAAAGAAGCAUCAAAGCAGGCCAAAUUUCAACUCGCCGAGAAAGCAAUUCAAGCUGCAAAGGCUGCUCAAGCUGCUUUAUCAGCAAAGCAAGCAAUUGUUGAGCAAAUGGAACGUGAAUUAAGAGAAUCUGAAAUUGUCGUACAAGAUUUAAGUUCGAGCAUUCAACAAUCUGAAGCAAAUGCAAAUGCAGCAUUGAGAGCCGCUCAACAAGCUGCAACUCAACUUAAGAUGCUAACUGAAGCUGUUCAGAUGUCCCAAGGAAAUCUUGGCAAUUCAGAGCAAGCUGCUCAAGGCGCACAACAAGAACUAAGCGAGAAAACUCAAUUAUUGGAAGCAGCAAAGAAUCGGGUCGAAGCUUUACUUCGUGAAAUAAAAACUGCAAGAGCUGACUAUGCAAAUACAAAGCAAGCUGCUUAUAAAGCAGCAUCAGCAGCAAAACAAGCCAAAACGAAUGCUGCCAGAGUUCGUCGAAAUGAUGAAAGAAACGAUUCUGAGCUUAUGCAGACAAUCAUUGAGUACAUGAAUUCACAUCAACAGUAG
Molecule: messenger RNA, 1167 nt
Organism: Clunio marinus
Lineage: Eukaryota; Metazoa; Arthropoda; Insecta; Diptera; Chironomidae
Source: the annotation of a GenBank genome assembly